AUGGUCGCGAACUCACAACGAGCCUCAUCACGGCCAUCCACGAAGUCCAAGUCCUGCUCACACACCUCCUCUGCAUCCACAUCAACUCCCAAAUCCACAUCCCGAACACCAUCGCUGGUGCAAACAAGCGCGAAGAAGGCAUAUAAGCACACUGGCAAGCCCAAGAAGACGUCCAAAUUUCGCGACCUGGAACGACGUGAGGCGCUCGACUCGCAGACCACCGCGCUCUUGGCACAAGGAGGCAUAGCCGGCAAGGACGAGGAGAGGAAGCAGGAAGAUCCCUUCUCGUACGGUCAAGCGUCGAACGCGGACAAGAGGCGCACGAGACGGCAGGUGGACGAGACUGCGGCCGCGCUGGAUCUGCUGAUGAAGUCGUGA
Molecule: messenger RNA, 378 nt
Organism: Kalmanozyma brasiliensis GHG001
Lineage: Eukaryota; Fungi; Basidiomycota; Ustilaginomycetes; Ustilaginales
Exons: 1
Coding region: 1-378 (125 amino acids)
Source: RefSeq, a predicted model, not a curated record